Molecule: messenger RNA, 6793 nt
Organism: Arabidopsis arenosa
Lineage: Eukaryota; Viridiplantae; Streptophyta; Magnoliopsida; Brassicales; Brassicaceae
Source: the annotation of a GenBank genome assembly
AAUUUGGGUCCUUUUGUAGAGCUUGAUUGACAUUGCUGGAUACAUUUGUUUCUAGGGGUGUAAUUGGAUCUUGUAGCUGCUUUAUAAUGACCUCUAGCACGACAGGAGAUCGAAGAUGGGGUACUACAAGAAGAAGUGGCAUGACUAUAUUGGGAAAGGUUGCUGUUCCAAAACCGAUUAACUUACCAAGCCAAAGGUUAGAGAACCAAGGCCUUGACCCAAAUGUAGAAAUUGUUCCAAAGGGGACCCUUAGUUGGGGCAGUAAAUCAUCACUGAAUGCUUGGGGGACAUCAUCCUUGUCACCACGAACUGAAAGUGGCCCUGGUUCACCAAGCCACCUCAGUAAUCGACCUUCUUCUGGUGGAAGUGUCACUCGACCUUCAACUGCUGAUAGUAACAAAGCACAUGACUCUUCUUCUUCUGUUGCAUGGGAUUCAAACUCUCGGCCUUCAUCAGCAUCUGGGGUGUUUCCAUCUAAUCAGGCAUCAGUUGCACUACAGCGUCCACAUAGUGCAGACACAAGACCAGGAAGUUCCCAGUUAUCCCGAUUUGCUGAACCCGUGUCAGAGACUUCUGCAACAUGGGGCCAACAUGUGGCGGCAGAGAAGUUGGGAGUUGCUCCAUCAAAGAAUGAUGGGUUUUCUUUGACUUCUGGAGAUUUUCCUUCCCUUGGUGCUGAAAAGGAAACUUCUGAAAAGAGUACAAGGCCACAAGAAGCUGGACCUCACGCUCGUCCUCCAUCUUCGUCUGGAAGAUCUGUGGAAGGGCAAGGUGUAGAUUGCACAGAAGAAGCUAAUGAACGGAUUGGAGAUGCCGAUUCCUGGAGAAGAGAUAAUCAACCAUACAGUGAAGAUGCACCUAGACAUUGUAGAGAAGAAGGGCAAUUGGACUCACGUGGUUCACAGUCUUAUCCUAAUGCUAAUUUUCCUCCUCAGUAUGAUGCUUGGCGUGGUCCUCCAGUAAAUAAUCAUCAAGGUGGUGGCUGGUACGGAGGGAACCACCCGUAUGGUGCCCCAAUGGGUCCUGGGGGUUUUCACAUGGAUCCUUUUCCAUUUUAUCCUACGCAAGUUCCACCUUCUCCUGGACAUGGGGCUGGUCCUAGGGGUAAUCACGCCAAUAAUGAAAGAAUGUUCAGACCUCCGAUGCUUGACUCUUAUGUUCACCCAAGGAUGCAGACUAGGCCUGGGUUUUAUGUUGGUCCAGCGCCACACGAAGGCUACUAUGGUCCUCCCAUGGGGUAUGGCAGUCCCAGCAACAGAGACAUGCCUUUUGCAGGUAGGCCUACUGGUCCGCAUGGUUAUAACAAUCACUCUGGUCAAGGUGUAUAUGAUACGCCUGGAAGUUCAGUGUCUUUGGAACGGAACGAGUCAUCACAUUCUCAAGAAACACAAAGGCCAUACAAGGUUAUCCUAAAGCACCAAGAUGGGAGGUUUGGGGAAGAUAGAGCAAAGCGGGAAGAAUUUCUAGGAAAUAGGCUCCCGAAUGCAGAGAAGAUAGCUCAACAGAUGCAAACUUCAAGAAACGAGAGGAGAGAAAUCCGAAAUGAGGCAAGUGGUGAAGUACAACCAAUCAAAGCAGAACUUGCUGCCCCUGGAGAUCCUAGUUUGAUUCAGAAAAUCGAGGGCUUAAAUGCAAAAACUAGAACUAAUGAUGGUUGGCAAAAUGCUUCAUCUGUCGUCAAUAGAGAUGAGCAGGAAAGCAAACCACGUACAGUCAAUUCUGGGAACUCUGUAAAUAAAGUUUCAGCAAAAAAUCCUCGAACUGGUCACGCAAGUGAUAGUAAGAACUCAUUACACUAUAAUCAAGGUGAUUCUGCCACAAACAAAAAUGCUGAACUGGCAGCUAUGGGUGGAACUGCCAUAUUCAGGAGAUCUACUCAACAGACUCAAGGCAGAGCAGAUCCUCAGACCAAACGAAUAGUGAACAGUGAAGGCAAUGAUGCUUGGCAGAAGACAAACACAGAAAGCUUUCACGAGGUUAAUGUGGAUGACUCUUUGGAUACCGAUUCCAUCAGGAGGCCUGGGUCUGGAAUAUCAGCAGACCCAAACGACAACCAGCGUUCUACGAUGAGAGAGUUAGCCAGGCAGCGUGCUCAACAGAGGCAAAAAGAGGAGGAAGAAAGAGCAAGAGAUCAGCGGGCUAAGGCUCUCGCAAAACUAGAAGAGUUGAAUAGACGUUCCCAAGUAUCUGAGGAGGGUUCAGUUAAGAACAGGGAAGCUGCAUCUAAUGCUUCUCCCCCUGACAUGCCAGAAGAUCCUGGGUCUCAUUCAUCUGCUCUUGAGAUGAAGAACACUGUUGCAGUUGCAAAUUCUGUAGAACCUACUGGAGGAUCAGGAAAAAACACAAUGCAAAACACGAAGACUUCAACAGAAUAUGCAAAUAAUGUAGGCCCUACCCAACAGGAUAAUCUUCCACGUGAUCGUGAUGGCGGUGGCUCAAAACAGAAGCGCUUGGGUUAUAAGCAGAAGCAGCAAAAUAUAUUAUUUGAGAAAAAAACGACAGGGAGCUCUGUUGCUACUACAGAGGUGUUUGAUGUUGUUCCAUCUCCUGUGGUUGUUAAUGAAGGUGUCUCAAGCCAUAACUCAGACAUGCCAGCAACGUCAAGCGUUUCAGCUGAGUCAACUUUCCCGAAAAGAAAAAAUAACAGGAAUGGUAAGAAAAAGCACAAGGCUGAGGAGACAGCAACGAUGAAUACGACAAGAGUUGCUGUUGGAAAAGAAACAAAAUCGGGAGAUGAGUCAAUUGAGACUGGUAGGGCAAGGGCAGCUGAAAUGGAGUCGGGGUCUGUUUCAGUUCCAAGCCUGGAUAUCAAAGUGUCUGGUGAUUCGUCUGAACAAAUCAGUUCCUUCACUAAUGAAGAGUCUCAAAACAGGGCAAAAAACAACUGGAAAUCUCAACAUUUGCGUAGGACUCAAAGAAACUCACUGGUAAAUAAGCCUGGCGAGAAAUUUUCUGGCAACAAUGCUGUUAUAUGGGCUCCAGUACAUCCACAGCAAAAAGCUGAUGUUUCCACAGGUGGAGGGAGUCAGACUACUGUCCCUGAGUUUGGCACCUCUUCAAAGAGUCAGCAUCAUGGACAGACUAGUUCUAAAAGCAAAAGAGUGGAGAUUGAAAGAUAUGUACCGAAGCCCAUAGUAAAAGAAAUGGCUGAGCAAAUCGUCAGUAAAAAUCUAGUAAACUCUGCUCCAGAUAUGUCGGAGAAUGUAAACCAGAAAGAAAAUCGUGGAGGUGAGGGUACAGGAAUUCUCGAACCUUCUGGUUCAACUGCAGGAAAUUCUGGGUCUCCUUCAAAGUCAAGACACGGGAAUGGUAGGCAGGGAAAGCAUGGUAGAGAACAUGGAUCAUGGCACCAGAGAGGUUCUGGAGCACAUACUAAACCUUUGGAGGAUGGACAAUAUGUAACCUCAAAUCAGCCCAUUCGAGGAACAGUUAACUAUCACUCUAGUAACCAAACCGAACAAAUUGCUGCCAAGGAUCAAACCACAUGUAAUAAGGAUGGAUGGAACGAUGGCUGGUAUAUGACUCCUGAAACGCAUUACUCUGCUGCUGAAGAAAUGGAAUCCAGUGCUGUUGGAAAAGAUCAAGGAAUGAGCAUGCACGGCAAGCAGCAUGCUUCCAGAAGCAACAAGGAUGGAGGAAGCAACUAUGGUGACCCUAAAAAAGCCAAUAAGAGGGAUUUCAAUAAAGCUCAUAUGCAGCACUCUGGCCAUGGGUUUAACCAACCAGAUUUGCCUGCUGCUUCAAAAGAAAGUCGUGUCCCUGGAGAUCAUGUGUGGCAUACAGCUAAUAGGACAGGUAAGUAUGGUGGUCGUGAAAGUACGAGGGACAAACCUUAUGGAUCUCAGAAAAAAGAUGUUGCUGGAUACGAGCAUCAAGGGUUUACUACAGAACAGAAAACGACAUCUGCUGAUACACAAGCCCAGUCGCAAAACCGAUCUACCAAUAAUGAGGUCCAGGUUGAGCAAAAUCCGAAUAGUAUGUUCCAAAAGAACACAGGGCAGGGUCGACGAUUUGGAAGAGGGCAGGAGUCACAAGGAGGUUGGGGGUUACCGGCGCAAGAAAAUCUGCACCAUCACCAUCAGAGGCCACCUUCAAACAGAGAUAGACAGAAGCAAAAUAUGCAUUAUGAAUACAAACCUGUUGGGUCUCAUAAUUAUGAUGGAGAACGUAGUGGAGAACAAUCGAAAGAGAGUUAUCAGACAGAAGGUCCAAGAUACAGAGAGAAGGGACAGGGGCAGCAAAGGCAGGGUGGAUACCAACAGCAAAGGGGUACUAGUGGGAGAAACACUGGUCAUGGAUUCACAGCGAUGGAGUCUACUGCUACUGCUCUCGUCGUCAAGGUGAGCUAUGGAGGUGUGCUUAGGCGUUUCAGGGUGCCUGUUAAAGCCAAUGGACAGCUUGAUCUUGAAAUGGCUGGUCUUAAGGAAAAGAUCGCUGCUCUCUUUAACCUCUCUGCGGAUGCUGAUUUGUCUCUGACUUACUCUGAUGAGGAUGGGGAUGUGGUUGCCCUUGUUGAUGACAACGAUCUCUUUGAUGUUACUAAUCAGCGUCUUAAGUUCUUGAAGAUCAAUGUGCAGUUGAACUCUGGCAUGCCCACAAACCCUAUUACUCCACAGAGUAGUGGGAGUUCUACACCUGCGGGUAUGCCUAACAGCCAAAACCCGGUUUCCAAAAUCCAGAAGGGUAUAAAUGACGUUCUGAUGGCUGUACCUAACCCAAUGCGUGAUACCUUAUCGAAGGUGUACAUGGACCUUGCAUCGAAAGCUGCAACUUCUAGUCCUGUAGUUGGUGAGAUGUUUGAUUGUAUCUCCAAGCUAGGGCAACUCUCAGUUCCUCAGGAAAGUAGUCCUUGCUCACCUGUUACUAAGCCUGGUUCUUCAGGACCUUCCCUGAGCAGGGAUGUUCCUUCCGCUGCUGAAAAGACGGAUAUCUCUGAGAGGACCCAGACCGGAAGGAAACCUGCUAAUCUGAAUGAACCCACUGAUUCAAAGACUUCUGGUCAUGUACCAACCUCGUCUGGACUGGGUGCUAAUUUCAACGAGUGUCCCUUUAGUGGCAGUACCCUGAAUUACUCCUGUCCAAAUCCAGUUAACCUGAACAAGCAUGCUCGUCGUGUAUGUCAUUCCAAAAAGGGCACCAAUGGUGAUUACUGGACUUCAUUGGGUGUGUUCCAUAAGGGCAUCCGUUGUGAUGGAUGUGGAGUUCUUCCAAUUACUGGGCCUAGAUUUAAGUCGAAAGUUAAAGAAGACUAUGAUCUUUGCACCAUCUGCUAUUCGGUGAUGGGUAACGAGGGGGAUUACACAAGAAUGGAAAAGCCUGUAUCAGUUCAACAUCUACAUCCUUUUAGAGGACAGUUUACCCAAUUUCCUAAUCCUUGGUCGAGCCAUCCUGUGCCGCGAACAAUCAAUGGAGGUUCAUCCAUCAGGUGUACUCGGCCUAAACUAGACAGUCGCUUUGUCCUUGAUGUGAAUGUAGUUGAUGGAACUGUUGUUGCUCCAUCCGCCCCAUUUACUAAGAUUUGGAAAAUGAGGAACAGUGGUUCGCUGGUGUGGCCUCAGGGCACACAGAUUGUCUGGAUCGGUGGGGACAGGUUCUGCAACUCAUUGUCAGUUGAUUUACAGAUUCCAAAGGAGGGUGUGCCUAUCUAUAGUGAGCUUGAUGUCAAAGUUGAUUUUGUUGCACCAGAGUUACCUGGUCGAUACAUUUCUUAUUGGAGGAUGGCUUCCUCUGACGGUGCUAAGUUUGGGCAACGUGUUUGGGUGUUGAUACAUGUUGAUGCAUCCCUCAAGAAUUCUGUUGUGAAUGAGUUCCACGGACUCAACCUGAAUGCCUCCCCCUCCCUUGAUGAGAAUUUUUCAAGUGAAUUUCCAGGGAUUAUUAAUUAUGAGUCAGCUCAACCUGGCAGCUCCAAUGUCAAUCCUGGGACAGUGAAAGGUGCUGAUCUAGAGGGAGAAGAAAUUGGUGAAUCGCAGGUCCUGGAGAAAGAAAACACGUUGAUUGGUGAAGUUCGUCUUGCUAUCCCUCAGAGUCAUUCUCCUUCAUCUUCAUCUUCGUCAUUUAACAUGGUCGAGUUCCCAAAUAUGCCUGCUGUUGAGGUCGUGUCUGGUGGUUCUUCAUCUACAAAAGACACCCCAGUUCCUCUUCAAGAGGACAUAGAAAAGAAUGACGUGGAGAUAACCAUGCUCAAGGAGCUAGAGGAAAUGGGUUUCAAGGAGAUAGAUUUGAACAAGGAGAUCUUGAGGGAUAACGAGUACAACUUGGAGCAGUCGGUUGAUGCUCUUUGUGGAGUUAGCGAGUGGGAUCCUAUUCUAGAGGAGCUUCAGGAAAUGGGCUUCUGUGAUGAUGUGACGAACAAGAGGCUGCUGAAGAAGAACAAUGGAAGCAUCAAAGGUGUGGUAAUGGAUCUCCUCACAGGGGAGAAGGAGGCUUAAUGAGCUCUUUGGAUUGGCAACUCUUCUCUAUCUAUCUAUCUAUCAGGAAUAAUUAUGUUUUUAUAAAUAAAACCUGAUCUCUCUAGUCUGGUUUCAUGCUACUACUUCACAUGGUGUGUUCCGUUGCUAUGUGUUGGAUGAUGUUACUAUUUAAAAUUUAUCUUAAGACUUGGAUGGUUUCUUUCUUAUUUCAAUUUUAGCUUUAUGUCGUUCUGACUGAUUAUGGUUCUGUCUUUCAUAUUUGAUUUCAUCGCUUUAAUUAUGGUCUCCAUUUCUCAGCUGAAUUCUGUCUGAUACAUGUGAGAGUUUGUGAGAAGAGCUUUCGUUGAAACAAAAUGUAUUAAUUAACAUUUACCCUCUUA